Messenger RNA from Chaetomium fimeti, 1046 nucleotides. RefSeq lists its product as uncharacterized. The coding region runs from base 119 to 877 and encodes 252 amino acids. The transcript has a single exon. NCBI's taxonomy places the organism in Eukaryota, Fungi, Ascomycota, Sordariomycetes, Sordariales, Chaetomiaceae. The record is from RefSeq and is a predicted model, not a curated record.
GCGGAAAUGACCGUUGGCUUUAAAUUAGAAACUCCUUUUUUUGCCUCUGCCUUCAAAAACACGUUCGUCGCCGCAUCAUGACCUCGCAGCUCGGCAACAUCUCACUUAUCAUUCCGCAAUGUAUUAUCCGGCCUCCCUCGCAGCCCUGUCGGCCUUAGUUGUGCUAUCAACCGCCUCACCCAAUGGCUGGUCGUCGGUCAAGUCGGCUCCCGAUGGGCCAAACAAGCUCGAUGAGUGCGGGUGUGGGCUCAUCUACCAAACGAUGCUCACUUGCCAGAAGCUCAAGGGGCCGAACAGCGGCGUCCGAGACUGCGCGUGCAUCCCCAACCCGGACGGGUGGUACGGCUGGAUGAACAACUGCCGGGCGUGCCUGUCGCCAGGCUCGCUGGACAACGACGACUUCUUCGACAACCUCUCCCGUACCAUCAGCCAGCUGUUUGUCUCCUGCACCGAGGCGGGGGGCGGUAUCCAAAGCGACGGCGAGAGCAUCUGCGCGAGCAACUACUAUUUCGAGGCCUGCACGUCGCUCAAGGGCGACGGACAGCUGAGCUGGGCGAGCUACGAGGUGUUUGCCGAGGGGGAGAAGGGGAACGGGACGUAUGUCUUGGAUCUUGCCGAGUCCCAGGGGAGUUCGUCGGCGACGGACACUGCGACGCCAAAGACUACGGCGACAUCAAGUGUCACUACCGCUGCGGACAGCUCAACAACCGUCACGACUACAUCGUCAGUUGUUGAUGCGACUGGGACAGAGACAACUUCUGCGGCAUCUGAGACGACAAGCCCUUCGUCGGCAAUGGGCUAUGCGGGGACCCGAUCACAGACUGGGCGUAUCAUGGGGCUGGGGUUGGCGGUGGGGGUUGCGGUCAUUGUAUUGUAGAAUGUGCAAGCUCAUUGUCCACGACGACAGCAUAUGUGUAUUAGUAGCGUGAGCAGGUGAUUGUGAGGAAGCAACCCAAAUUUCAUUGGAGAUGAGAACUAUCUUGGAAAGUGUGUCUCUUGGAACCUGGUUGUGAAUAUAGAGCUAGGAUCGUAGGAGUUAAUUGCAC